GAGAAGCCAAGCGAAUACAACUUAAAUGUAGGAUUCGGCAUAGCUCAAAUGCUAAGAUGGAGUACCAGUAUUUAUUUUGACGACAUACUAUUGGAGAUAACUAAAAUGCGCGAUAUACCAGAGAGUGAGGAUAUUGAUGGCGAUGAUUAUCUUUACAGCAGUAUUGAACAAGCAGAGCGAGAUCUUUUGUUCAAAGGCACAAUUAGAAAACUGGAAGUAAAAUGGAAAAUGCUAGGAACAAAGAACGCUACAUUCUUCAAUCCACAGCCGAGAAUACGUUAUAUAGAGGGUGUUUUUGUUUAUACUUUCGAUGAUGACGGACUUAUAGGAGAACAUCGUAUACAACGUAUUGUACCGCCGCCUAGUCGACGUGUCCUAUGGUUGCAUUCUUGGGGAGUUCGAUUACGAUCAUUGUUCUGGGAAAAAAGAGCACCACUUUUAAACCCAGGAUUCUAA
Molecule: messenger RNA, 456 nt
Organism: Mycotypha africana
Lineage: Eukaryota; Fungi; Mucoromycota; Mucoromycetes; Mucorales; Mycotyphaceae
Exons: 3
Source: RefSeq, a predicted model, not a curated record